Messenger RNA from Syngnathus typhle (broad-nosed pipefish), 2413 nucleotides. RefSeq names its product cilia- and flagella-associated protein 251-like. The transcript has 12 exons. Bases 209 to 1669 code for a protein of 486 amino acids. The record is from RefSeq and is a predicted model, not a curated record. Gene Ontology annotation, molecular function: protein binding. Lineage: Eukaryota; Metazoa; Chordata; Actinopteri; Syngnathiformes; Syngnathidae.
GGCCAGCAGGGUGGGGAACCAGUCAGUGAUGUGAAGGAGAGCGUUGGACACCCUCCUCCGUCGCCGCAGCAAUGGGCUGUGCACAAACCCCACGCCGCGGAUGCCUCCCUCCCAGUACGUCCCCUGAAACCAACGAAAUGAACAUUUAAAGACGAAAGGCUUGCUGGUCGCCGCUCGAGUGCUGGAGGAACAUGUUAGCCAGGCGGAGAUGCCGAACGUGAGCUUGAACCUACAAGACAUCUACAAAGGAUGGACGAAGUGGUGCUCGCAUAACCAGCAUGCCGAGAGGCCGGCCGACGGCUGCAAUGUGCCCAUCAAACUUGAACCUGAAGGUGGCGCUGACGAGAGCCCCGCCAAAUACAACAACAACAACACAGAUGCUGAAGGGCUGCACGCCUCCAAGACAGAAGGCGUGGAACGCUCCAACGGACAUGACGACAAUGGCUGCCGCUCACCUCAACCUGAAGACAAAGAACGAGCACAAGAGCAGCAGCCAGAAGUCACCAUCGAUGUCCAGUUGGGGUCACGUGCCAAUCAAACCGAGGCUACGCCCGUGCAAGCCAACGAUUGCUCGGACGACGAGGCGCAGGAAAGUACAACUGGCUUGAAAGAUGGACAAGAAAUGUUUUGCGCCAUCAACGUCCCGCCGCCUGCAGAUGCUAAUGUCACGACUGAGCAGGACAAAGAGGAGGUCGCCAAGAUGGAGCUCAGUGAUGACACCGCCCAGUCGGAGCAGGACAACAACCAGACAGGGGCGCCAGAGUCUACCGAUCACGACAAGAUGGCGGCGGAGAAGCCAGAGCACGUGGAUGUCGCCAUCACUCUUAACAUCGACGUUGGUAAAAGUGACGUUUGUCUCGCCGAAGAAGCAGCAACUCCCAAGAGGAAGAGGAAGAGAAAGAAGGCGACCAAAAUGGCACCUGAGGAGGCCCCGGAGACGAGGCAGGAAGAUCAGGUAAAAAAAACAAAGAAAGGCAGGAAGAGAAAGAAAGAGGAAGAUGAAAAGGAGGAAAAGAAGGAGCCAGAGGUGGAGGAUGUCGUGCUUCCACCGCUGGAGAAGAAGAGAAAAAAGAGGAAGAAGGAGGAAGAGGAGGAGGAGGAGGGAGAAGGUCAAGACAACAAGGAUGUGCAGUGUGAUGAAGGAGCAGCAGGGGGCGAUGCAGACCCACAAAAGGAGCUGCAGGUGGAAGGUGGCGCCGACCCUCAACUCUCCACCCAGAAGCGACGUCGACGACGGGGGAAGCGAGCCCGGAAGCAGACGCAACAGCAGCGGGACGCAAGCGAGGAAGACCGAACUCCUCAAUCCUCCAAACUGGACCUGGCUAACAAGACCACCACGGGACCUCAAGAGAACCACUCUCUGACCAGUGCCGCCAAGGAUGAGACAGAAGCCAGUGAGGAGAAGGUUGAAGGUGCUAGGGAGGCCAAGAGCAAGAAGAAAAGGAAGAAGAAGAGGUCAGUCCAUGAGGCAGCAAUGGAAGAAAGCAGAAAUGGCGAGAACGCUGACGACUCACCAGAGGUGAAAAAAAAGAAGGAGGAGGAGGAAGCUGCCCAAAGUCACAAAACUCCUCUUCAUGGCGACUCACUCCGCAAGAAAAAAAAGAAGAAGAAGAAGAAGGUGAAGAGCGAAACGCAGAAGGACCAAGACGCUGAACCCGCGUGUGUUUGAAGACCACCACGUUGGACCUGAAAAACACAAACCCACUCCACAAUCAGUUGCACCUUUGCCACCUCCACUGCCAACUUUUUUGUUUUUGGGACGUAGACAGUUUGACAUGUAGGUCUUCCAUGUUUGUAUGCAAAUUUCACUGUAGCAAGUAAAAUGCCGUGUUGAGAAGAGCCCUAAGAACUCCAGAAUCCAUAGUGUCUCCUUUGAGUGCAUUUGUGCUACCUUGAACGUGCCCAAGUCGAGGCUCCCCGCCCCUGCCCGCAAGUUUUUCAGUGUUCAGAAUGGAGGCUGACAUUUCCAAGAGACAAAGUAAAUGUGAAGUACAAGCGCCACCGCAUCGAUCCAAGUAGCUUUUAGGCUUAAUGAGGCACAAAGAGCAACAACAAUAGGUCAUUGACUUUUCUUGGUUAGAAGAAAAAACAUGCCUACAAAGACACACUCUUGAUUUGACGUUUCGCUCCCACGCAUUUGCCGCUCCAAAUUGUCCGUAGGUGCGAGCGCCAAGGGUCGUUCGUCUCUAUUUGCCCUGCCACUGGCUGGCGACCGGUUCAGAAUUUCAAAAUUGAGCUGGGCUAGGUAAAGUAAAAAGAAACUAGUCAGACAGGACAACAAUGUCAACCUAAGAGCAAGGUUUCCUGCUGUAUAAACGUGUGACAUUAACAUUGUGAGUGUUUGCCCAAAAUGCGACUGAUUAACAUUUUGUUGAAAAAUCUGAUGGUAAUAAAGUACAUACUGGAGUCGUUA